This is a messenger RNA of Nematostella vectensis (starlet sea anemone), 1303 nucleotides long. Its product is annotated as tachykinin-like peptides receptor 86C. Gene Ontology annotation, biological process: G protein-coupled receptor signaling pathway. The transcript has a single exon. Bases 27 to 1184 code for a protein of 385 amino acids. The record is from RefSeq and is a predicted model, not a curated record. Lineage: Eukaryota; Metazoa; Cnidaria; Anthozoa; Actiniaria; Edwardsiidae. Gene Ontology annotation, molecular function: G protein-coupled receptor activity. Gene Ontology annotation, cellular component: membrane.
AGGGUUUAAUUCACUUUUAGUUUGAAAUGAUCACCCAUCGAUCAUCUUCCUGUCAGGUCAUUUCUUAUUCACUUAGUGAGAUAUUCAACGAUAGCAAGGGAAUAGUCAAAUGCGUACCAUCGAUUCACAGGGAGUCGCUUUAUAUUUCGCCCGUGAACAGUAUCAGAGACUGUAAGCACAAAGCAAGACUACGAGACACUGGAUUAAGUAUGGACAACUUGACCGAGUGCGUUACACCAUCUAAGUCAGAAACUAUAGCAGUUCAAACGCUAUUUGGAAUAGUACGACUGUUAAUUAUCGUUGCCAACUCACUGGCCUUGGUGAUUUUUCUUGGAAAGAAGUUGCGUCUCAAGAAGUCCAAGUAUCUUCUCGUCAACCUGACAGUAGCUGAUCUUUUGAACGGUGUUGCCGGAGUUGCGUACAUGGCAGCGAUUCCAGGCAAUCGUUUACCACAGAGCACCUGGGAAAAGCUACUUACUACCGUUGUCCACUUGUUUUUGACCCUGUCCAUUCUGUCAUUAUGCGUUAUUGCCCUAGAAAGAGCGGUCGCCAUCCUGUUUCCGUUUCGUCACCGACAGGCCGAAAAGACGCACUACUUUGCCGCCAUCGCCGUUGCGUGGCUUUUAUCGAUGAUUCUCACCGUAUUUGUAGGGGUAUCCACAUUUUACAAUGAUUCACACUUGGAAAUAAUACUUCUUGUUUCUUUUUUACUUGAGAUUGGAUUGAUAAUCAUUUCAUACUUGGCAAUCUGGAUCAAAAGGGUCUUCUUUAAUCCUAUGAACAGCGUAAUGGAAAAUCGAGACGAGAACAAAAAACUCUCAAUGACAUUGUUUAUACUCAUUGCAAUCUCACUUCUGACAUGGAUGCCAUCAACUAUUUUGAAUUUAUUUUUCAAGCCUUAUGAAUGCUGGAAGAAGAGUUCUACUUACACAAUGAUGUACUGCACAUAUUUUUUGUUAUUAAGUAAUUCGUUCUUGAACGUUGUAAUUUAUUCUCUGAGAAUGCCAGAGUUUAGAAAGGCGUUAAAAGGAAUGUUUUCUCAAAGUAUGGAAAUAGAACAGAGACCAGCUCCGGGAGCCAGCGCCAUCUGCAAAAGUGCUCCGCAUGAGAACAUACUAGAAGUAGGGCCAGCUGUCAUAUUUCUGAGAUCACUUGGGCCACCAAGGGGCAACGAAGGAUUAUGAAAAAAAGCAAUUCAUCGCGAGGAAAUAAAUAGUCCCAGCAUUUGAUUAUUCCAAGCAGUCGCAAGACAUAUCUCUCGUUAGCAGUGACCAUCCAAGUCAAGCAACACUACUAACAUCUA